This is a messenger RNA of Phoenix dactylifera (date palm), 1930 nucleotides long. Its product is annotated as putative serine/threonine-protein kinase PBL8. Gene Ontology annotation, biological process: protein phosphorylation. NCBI's taxonomy places the organism in Eukaryota, Viridiplantae, Streptophyta, Magnoliopsida, Arecales, Arecaceae. The record is from RefSeq and is a predicted model, not a curated record. Gene Ontology annotation, molecular function: protein kinase activity; ATP binding.
AUAAUCUCUCUCACUCCCCACCUCUGUCCCUCGUGCUCGCGCUCACAGGGGAAUUCCUCUCCCUUACUUAAAGCGCUCGAGAAGGGAAUCUUUUGGGAAGCGGUUGAGGUGGUGGUGGUGGUGGUGGUGUUCGCCGUCGUCCCCGCUGCUGCUCUACUCCUAUUAGCGUGGUCAAGAAAAUUUAAAUUUUUCAGAGAGACGGUGAGGUAGAGGAACAAAACCUCACCUUUAACACUUUUCCUUCAGAGCGAAGGAGCGAAGAAUGAGAGAGGGUGUGAAGGAUGGGCAACUGCGGAACGCGGGAGGAGAAUGCCGUCGUCGCUGCUCACGCCCAAGCCCAGCAGCUCCAGGUGUUCCAAUUGCCUGUUAAGAAUGCGCUUCCUGAGAAAAAGUACAACCGGACUUUCUCGGAUAUAAGCGAUCCUUCAACUCCUCGGAAUUUUGAAGAUUCAAGGAACAUUGCAAUAUACACCAAUGUGAUUUCCUUUACAUUGUUUGAGCUUGAGACAAUCACAAAGAGCUUCCGUCCGGAUUAUGUUCUUGGUGAAGGAGGGUUUGGGACCGUCUACAAGGGAUACAUAGAUGAGAACGUGAGGGUUGGCCUCAAAUCCCUUCCUGUUGCUGUCAAGGUCCUUAAUAAAGAUGGUCAUCAAGGGCACAGAGAAUGGCUUACAGAGGUUAAUUUCUUAGGACAGCUGAGGCAUCCUAAUCUAGUGAAGUUGAUUGGGUAUUGCUGCGAGGAUGAUCACAGGCUGCUUGUCUAUGAGUUCAUGUUCCGGGGAAGCCUUGAGAAUCACUUAUUUCGAAAGACAGCUGCUCCAUUAUCUUGGGCGACGAGAAUGUCAAUUGCACUUGGGGCUGCUAAAGGGCUAGCUUUCCUUCACAACGCAGAAAGGCCUGUAAUCUACCGAGAUUUUAAGACAUCAAAUAUUUUGUUGGACUCUGAUUAUACAGCAAAACUUUCUGAUUUUGGCCUUGCAAAAGCUGGACCACAGGGUGAUGAGACCCAUGUGUCAACACGGGUAAUGGGAACCUAUGGAUAUGCUGCUCCUGAAUAUGUAAUGACCGGUCACUUGACAGCUAGGAGUGAUGUCUACAGCUUCGGGGUUGUCCUUCUUGAGCUCUUAACAGGACGCCGGUCUGUGGACAAGACUCGCCCCAGCAAGGAGCAGAGCUUGGUUGACUGGGCUCGCCCCAAGCUUAAUGACAAGAGGAAGAUGCUGCAGAUCAUUGAUCCCAGGUUGGAGGGUCAGUAUUCAGUGCGAGCUGCACAGAAGGCCUGCAGCCUGGCAUACUACUGCUUGAGCCAAAACCCAAAAGCAAGGCCCCUUAUGAGCGAUGUUGUGGAGACGCUUGAGCCCCUUCAGAGCAGCAAUGGGAGUGAGAGCUCGGGUCAUGCCCUACUGAGCAACAGGCUGCCUGACUACCGGAUGCACCGCAGGUUCACGGGGAAUGUUGUUGGAUGUAGAGCAAGUCCUGGCCCGAAAUGUUCCCCAAGUCCUGUGGCAGCUUGCAGGGUGAGGACAUGUUAAAAGCAGGGUGUGGAGAAAGACUGAUAAGGUGGAACCCUGAGAAGAAACAUGUGAAGGUCUGGGAACAUGUAAUUUGUCUUGGCAAUUGCUAUGGUUAGCUCUGGUGGCUGUUAAUCGAAGUUGAGAUGCUCCGGGAUUUCAAAGUUACCGUUGCCUUGCAGUGUUUAAAGGCUUUUCUGGUGCACUGUACAGGGAUUGGAGUCUCGCGAAGCUAAUUGGAUUGGACUCAGUACCAGACUCUUUCCGAGGCCUUGUCUUUGGUAAUUCACAGUGAAAGUGUGAAAUAGGAUAUGAUGAUCACCCCUCUUUCGGUAAUGGAUGCAAUAAUUAUCUUUAAUAUGAAAGUAGCUUACCUAUGUUCUUAGAAAACAGAAGAAAACUAGAUCACUUGAUUUCAA